AUGGGUGACGAUGACGGAAAUUUCAAGCAAAUUGUACAACUAGUGGCAAAGUACUGUCCAGAACUUAGACACUGGUUGAACAUGUCGAGGAUGCGCCCAUAUCAUGUCACAUAUUUAAGUGCUCAAUCGCAAAACAAAUUCAUUGAACUCAUUGGUCACGAAGUUCAACGGUGCAUCGUCCAAGAAAUCAAGGAUGCAGGUAUGUACUCGGUUAUGGCAGAUAUGACAUCAGAUGUAUCACACAAAGAUCGGCUUGCUAUUGCCUGUAGUUACAUGGAUAAGAUGGUUCAGCCCAGAGAACGUUUGGUUUCGGUGACUGAAGCUGUGGACAAGACUGGGGAAGGUGGAGCAACCAAGAUUAUUGGAUCCUUAACUAAACAAGGUUUGAAUCUGGACGAACUGUGCUUCCAAAGUUAUGAUUACACACCAUCAAUGUCGGGCAGGUUCAACUGUGUGCAAAAAAAGCUCCAUGACAAGCUCGGGAAACUUUUCCAUGCAUCCCAUGUUUGGCAGAUCGUUCGAACACAGUCAUGGAACACAGUUGCAAGGCAAGCCCAAUUAUCACAGAACUUUUCAACGUUUUGGAAGCACUUAAUGUGUUUUAUACGGGUAGCACAAAACGCAUGUCUUCACUAGAAUAGUCGAUUCAAUCCAUGAAAGUAGACGAUCCACUGAACCUAAGAAAUCUCUCCAGAACUCAAUGGACAGCUCGGGCUGAGUCAAUAAAGUCUGUGUGGAUCAGCUAUGAAGCCAACCUGGAACAGUCGGAUGACGGUAUUGCUUCUGGUUUGCGUUCCAAGUUGCUGCGCUUUGAGUCAAACUUAUAAUUCUGUACUUAUAAUACUUAUAAUUCUUUUUUCAUGUACAGGACAAUUUGUGUAUAUUUAUCUGCAGCUCUUCGAUUCAGACGAGGUACAAUUCCUAAAUCCAAUGGUUCACAACCAUCUAACUGAAGAAGGCAUAGUCCAUAUACUACCUACCACAUCCUGGCCCGACCUGUCUGAGGUGAGCAAUUUCAGAAUGGCCAUACUAGACUAUACCAAACUACCACCAACUAGUUAUGGGCAUUCAGAGUACCAACUGUUGGUAGAUAAUGGACUGAUAACCGAUUUCCAACCAGAGCAGAGAAAUGAAAACCCUCAAUGGAAAUAUGUAAUUCUAUUUUUCAAACUUAUACCUUGUUUAUAUCCGAAAACCUGAAGGCAUCCCCGAUGCACACACAUGGUAAUCCAGGCAAUAAAAGACCUCGAAAGCAUUUGUGGCACUGGCUCAACAUUUUUCCUUUACACAACUGACAAGACACCUUUAACACUCAAAGAUCCAAACCCACCUCCAGAAGAAAAGGAUAAGUUAAGAAGAAAAAUCUUACCACCUUUAAGAACAAAAUUGAAGGAAAGAAGAUCGUCUGGAUUUAUCCUGGUAUCUGUUCAAGACCCUGAGGAACGAUAUAGGUACUUUGUCAAGUAA
Molecule: messenger RNA, 1467 nt
Organism: Paramuricea clavata
Lineage: Eukaryota; Metazoa; Cnidaria; Anthozoa; Malacalcyonacea; Plexauridae
Source: the annotation of a GenBank genome assembly